Molecule: messenger RNA, 1182 nt
Organism: Clunio marinus
Lineage: Eukaryota; Metazoa; Arthropoda; Insecta; Diptera; Chironomidae
Source: the annotation of a GenBank genome assembly
AGAACGAAUGAAUGACUUUAAGAAACUUUUUAGAAAAAUAAAUUCUAGUCAAAUAAAAUGUUAAGAAAUGUCAGUUUUCAAAUUAAAUACAUUGAAGCUACUAAGUUUGUGCGUCAUCAUAUCAUUUAUAUUAAUGUGUAUAAUUAAUAUUCUGCCAUUUUCAUUCGGUUCCUGUAAAUGUGCUGAUUGCACAUCAACUAUUUCAUCUCGUAAUGAUGCCAUUAUUUCAAAAUAUUACGAUUCUGUUGUAGAAAAUACUUCUGGCAAGAAGAAAUUAGCAAUUAUUGUCCCAUUUAGAGAUAGAUUUGAUGAAUUACUCAAGUUUGUGCCUCAUAUGACGAAAUUCCUAAAUAAUCAACAGAUUCCUCAUCACAUUUUUAUUAUAAAUCAAAUUGAUAGAUUCAGAUUUAAUCGCGCAUCUCUUAUAAAUGUUGGAUUUCUAUACACCAAAGAAAAUUUCGAUUACAUUGCAAUGCACGAUGUUGAUUUGUUGCCUUUGAAUGAAAAUCUUAAAUAUGAUUAUCCUAUCGACGGCCCAUUCCAUAUAGCAGCACCUGGUCUUCAUCCAAAAUACAAUUAUCCAACGUUCAUUGGCGGAAUUCUUCUUUUGAAGAAUGAACACUUCGAAAUGGUAAACGGAAUGUCGAACAAAUAUUGGGGAUGGGGCUUAGAAGAUGAUGAAUUCUAUGUCCGUUUGAAAGAUGUAAAAUUAAAAGUUUACAGGCCUCAAAAUAUUUUGACAGGGUCAUCAGAUACUUUUAAUCAUAUUCAUGAUCGAGCUCAUCGUCGGAGAGACACAACAAAAUGUUUUAAUCAAAAGGAAGAAACAAGAAAACGUGACACCAAGACUGGACUUAACACAAUUAAAUAUGAAAUUAAGAAUAGAAAUGAACUCUCAAUUGACGGAAUUAAAGUCACAAUCCUCAACGUUGAUUUGAAAUGUGAUAAAAAUUCAACUCCUUGGUGCGAUUGCAGCAAUCAAGAAUCUUCAAAACCUAUGCCAAGAAAAGGACUAAGAAAAAAGAAAUAAAAAUUCUAAUCACAACUAACUUUGUUUUUUUUAUUGAUUACAACAAAUUUCCUCUGAUAGAAACUUUCUUUAAUAUUAGAUAAAGAUAAUAAAUAAUUUAAGAAUUUAAAUUUGAAAACAAUUUUUAAAACUUUUUCUUGAUUUAUUGCCAA